Molecule: messenger RNA, 849 nt
Organism: Trichoderma citrinoviride
Lineage: Eukaryota; Fungi; Ascomycota; Sordariomycetes; Hypocreales; Hypocreaceae
Exons: 1
Coding region: 1-849 (282 amino acids)
Biological process (GO): attachment of mitotic spindle microtubules to kinetochore; protein localization to kinetochore; kinetochore assembly
Cellular component (GO): kinetochore
Source: RefSeq, a predicted model, not a curated record
AUGAGCGCCAAAGACCCAGCUCAGGUCCUCGAGACUCUGCGCCGGCUGCAGUCGAGCACCGAACUAUCCAUCAUCAAACUCAGUGAAUCCAUCUCAAAUUCAACACCAAACGAUGCCCCUCAGCGCAUCUCUGACGCGUCCAACACGUCGCUCGACAGCCCUUCACCCACCAGCCUGGACGCAGACCUGAUACACUACAAAGAGCUCUUCGCCAAACUCCGGUUCUCCUACGUGGAGCAGGUGACCAAGGAGAAAUUCAUCCGCGCCAUCGUGGGGGAUCCGCCUCUCAUCGUCACGUUGCAAGAAAACCUGGAUCUGGAGCGAGAAAACGCGGAGGCGAAAGCGCAGCUGAAGAACCUCAAGCUGGAGGUGGCCGACCUGGUGUCCGACUUGGAAAAGAGAGGCCGGGAGCUGAGCAAGCGGUACGAAAACAUCCAGCUCGAGACGGCGCGUCUGGAAGAGCUGCCUGCAAAGAUAGCAGAGCUGGAGAAGCGCAUCAAGGAACUCAAGAGCCAGCAGGAGACUUCGGCGUCGGAUCCAAACCUCCGGCUGCCCUUGACGAAGACGCUCGGCCUCGUGGCGAAGCGGAAAGCGGAGCAGCAGGAGCUGGCGCGGGAGCUCGAGGCCCUGCAGGCCAAGGUUCCCAGGAAGAGAAAGGAGGCGGAGAGGCUGCAGGCCGAGCUGCAGCCGCUGGAGGCGAAACGGCAGAGCAGCACCACUGCGGCGCGGGAAGCUCGCAGGAGGAAGGAGGCUGCUCUUGGGGGAGUUGCGGACGACCUUGAGCAGAGAGCUCGGUGGUGGAGGGCCAGCGAGAGUAUGUUGAAGCAGGUGCUCGAUAUCAAGCAAUGA